AUGGUUAUGUUACGGUACGGUUAGUUGUGUUUGAUCGCACGGGUUGUUUCGCACGGACAUCAACAAGGGUGUUGUUAAAAUUAGCAUCGGGCAAUACAUGAGACGGGCAGUUUGGGAAAUUAAGGGUGUAAACUUUAUGUGAACAGUUUGGGCAGUGAUUUGUUGAGACAGUUGGAAGAGAACUUGUUCCAGUGAUAUAAGCGGAUUAAGGAAAGAAGCAGAAGAAAUAUGUUACGAUUGCUUUUUCUCGUGGCGUUGCUAACGUCACCGGCCCUCUCGAAAACGGGAGGCGACGAGCGGCGCCGUGGUUUGUUCCGGCGAAACAAGCCUACCACAACGACCUCAACCGAGGCUUCAAUCGUCCAGGAGGAUUCAUCCAGUGCCGAAUCGAAAUACGUACUGGACAACCAUUCGCACCACUCAGAAGGUCUGUAUACGGUAGGCGAUUCGUUUACCAUUGGUACCGGCAGCAGUAGCGGUCCCUCGGUGUCCUCGUCCGGGGGGAGCAGUUCCUUCGGCGGCAGGGGAAGCGGCUUCAAGCAGAGCUCUGGAACCAUUGGCGACAAAAUAUCGUCGUAUACGGAUUUCACCUUCGGUGAUGCGAAGCUUUCCAACGCCAAGGACUUUACCUCGGACGAAGAUAUCGGACUAGGCUUCAAGAACCACAAACUCCCGACGACGAAUGCCAACAGCUACAAGUCGGCCGGGAACUUUGAUUUCCUCAGCAAAGACUUUCUGAAACCCUCCCUGGACGCCAAACCGAAAACUUCCUUUACUAGCAAAUUCUCCAUUUCCCAUCCCACACCUAGCAAAUCUUCGGUUCAGGGUAAGCUAGACCAUCUGGACGAUUCGACAGAGUAUGAAAUCUACUCGAGCUUGAAGUCCGGUAGCAGCUUUAAAUCACCCUACAGCAAGAAAUUUCCGUCGGCACAAUCGGUUUCACCUCUCACGACACUUUCAGGUUCUUCUUUUAGCUUCGAGGGCAAUGUGAAAAAGCUGCCAUCCGGCUUCGACGACUACGGCACCAUUCCUUCAUCAGGCAAGACCAACAAGCACAAAAAGAACAAACUGUCCCUGGACGAUGACACUUUCGGGGGAUCGAGCGCGUUCGGGGCGACCGGUGGAAGUUUCGGUGUCGGUAAGCUAGAAGAUCUUUUCCCUAGUCAGGCGAUUCAGACGAUCCCUUCUUUUGGGUUCGCUGAACCGCCGCUAGUGAAGUCUGCCGUAUCGACACUGAAAUUUUUUGGCGAAGGACUUUUAGGUAAACCAGAGAAAGCAUCCAACCCCUAUUCCCAAUUCGAUACCGACAACAGUGGCGAGGGUGGUUUUGGAAAUUCCAAAUUCAAACCUUACGGGAAGAUCACCUCCGGCAGUAGUAGUGGUUUCAAGAACAGUUUCAGCCUGGACAAUAGUGACGAACUAGACGACCCGUUUGCACCGAAGCACAAGUUUCCAAAACCGCACUCAGCAUCCGCCUCCUCAUCCUCCUUUGCAUCCCAAUCGCUGAAGCCCAUCUCCACCGAAUUCGACACAGAUUUCGAUCUGAAAAACAUCCAGCUACCCGGAGCACACAACAGCAAACUCAGACCGAACACCUUCACCAAGCCCAAAUCACACAAAUCCAAACUAUACGGCCCCAAUAUUGACAAUCCCAACCCGCUAGAAUUCAAACCCAACUUCAAACUGCAAGAUGUACCGAAUCUGUACCCUGCCGAACACAAUCUAGGUGCCGGAAUCGCUGCCAAGGGCCAAAUCGAGAACUUCCUCAACUCGAAACAUCCGUUCGGCGAACCGGAACCCAUCAAAACGACCCACUUCCUGGAUGGCAACCCCCUCAAAAAAGGUCGCUACCCGGAAUUCUCUUCCCCGAGCGAGGAAGAAUUGGUCGAGAAGGAGGCGCUCCGAGCCCAGAUCGAAUACCUGAAGGCCCAAGCAGCUAAACCAUCGCGCAAAAGGCCCGGCAAAAACAACGGUCCCAAAUCACCGAGCUUCGCCGGAAGUACCAACCAGCAUAGUUUCAGCAGCUCAUUCGGUACAAGUUUCGGAGCCAGCGCUCACGGGCCCAGUUCAUUCGCAGCCGUAUCCCCGGGAGGAUCAUUCUCCCACGGACCCCGUGAAUCGUUUAACAAAGGUCCGAACCCGAUCCCAGCCCAUGGCCCGGUAGGACCCCAACGAGGACCCCGCCCAGUUCGAAGGAUCCCCCCGCUAGGGAUUAAGGGACCCCAUCCGGGAUCCCGGAUUCCGCACUUCAACGAUCGACCGUUCAGCGUUAGCUUUAAGCUGUAAAGCCCCUUACAAAAAUUAAAUUUAGUAGUCCCCUAGGUUAGCAGUGAUUAGUGCCCUUUUUAAAUUUAGUCCUGUAGGUAUACGUGCGUAAGCGUACGAAGUUAGGAGUAAAUUAUUUAUUGCCCUUUUAGUAGUUGACUGUUAGGAAGGAGCGAAAAGCGGAAGAGAGAGAUGAAAAAAAUGAAUAACAAAAAAUUGAACCCCACAAAUUGAAAUC
Uranotaenia lowii is the source of this 2503-nucleotide messenger RNA. RefSeq lists its product as uncharacterized. Lineage: Eukaryota; Metazoa; Arthropoda; Insecta; Diptera; Culicidae. The coding region runs from base 229 to 2286 and encodes 685 amino acids. The record is from RefSeq and is a predicted model, not a curated record. The transcript has 3 exons.